Impatiens glandulifera is the source of this 348-nucleotide messenger RNA. RefSeq names its product oleosin L-like. The transcript has a single exon. NCBI's taxonomy places the organism in Eukaryota, Viridiplantae, Streptophyta, Magnoliopsida, Ericales, Balsaminaceae. The coding region runs from base 1 to 348 and encodes 115 amino acids. The record is from RefSeq and is a predicted model, not a curated record. Gene Ontology annotation, cellular component: monolayer-surrounded lipid storage body; membrane. Gene Ontology annotation, biological process: lipid storage.
AUGAGGCUGGAUAAUUUGCAGGCUCAAGGGCCGACCAUGAACCAGCCAAGUUCCGGCCAGCAGAUCAUAUUGAAGGUUUCCGCGUCCAUGGUCGCCGGCGGAUCCUUUUUUCUCCUCUCUGCCUUCAUUCUGAUCGGAACCAUCGUCACCCUCACGUUGGUCACGCCGCUGAUUGUCAUAUUCAGUCCUGUUCUGGUACCGGCCGCGAUAACAGUGUUCUUGAUCAUGGCGGGAUUUAUCGCAUCCGGCGGUUUAGGGGUAGCGGCUCUGAUAGUUCUUUCAUGGAUCUACAAAUAUAUGACGGGGAAGCAUCCAUCGGAUUCGGAACAGCUAGAGUAUGAAAUAUGA